GUCAUGAGCGAAGUCAAGAUGGACCAGGAAUAUAAUGAAGAUGUGGAGCAGAAAUUUGGGGUGCAGCGUGAUGCAAUGGAAGACGAAGAAGACGAUACGCAGAUCGUAGAAGAUGAGAUCCCCCCGCCCCAAAUGGAUUUCUUCGAUGAAAUUGCCGACGAGGAGAAUACGCAGAUCAUGGCAGACGAAAUACUCCAGAUUACGCCAAGUAAAUGCCCUCUUUCAUUUAUAAUAAUAAAGUAUAUAGAUACAUUCAUGCUCAGAAUCAUCCAAUUUUAUGAACAUCCAAUUUUAGACUUGGCUCGCCUGAUUGUUGUGCUCUGUCCGUUGUGAUUGAAACCAUAUCACUACCUCGAUAAAGACUGAAAAAGCUGACACUUAUCUUUAAGCUAAUUUUUUUUUUAAAUAUAUCAAAGCUGAAAAUAUUUAUAAUAGACAGUAAUUUUUCUAAUUAAAGAGACUGCUAGGCAGCAUUCACUAGUACCUGCACGACAGAAUCAUGUUUUUUAGAGAAUCUUUUUUAAAAUGUGACUUGCUCUUAACAACCUGGCUACAAAAAAUCAUAUCUGUGCUGCGUAACUUUAACAAGGCUUUACUAAUUAAUAAUGGUCGUUUCAGUGAAUAGAGAUUUAUUUAUGCCACUGUUAUCAAUUUUAAAGCAUUUUGGGAUUAUUGCUUAGGUUAGGAAGGGACAAAGGCCGUUGCGAGGCACGCCUUUUUUUGGGGGGGGGGGGUAGCUGUAGGUUUAACUGAAGUUGCUUAGUUGCAUAAAUGGCAUAAAUUUCAAAACAUCCAUCUUUAUGGUAAUAAGGGACCCUCCUUUCCUGAGACUCAUGUCACAUCUGUAUAUCGAUGCUUCCAUUACCCUGCAAAGUGCAGUUUUUCAAGCAAAUUUUACUAAAGCAACCUUCCUUUCCGUAUUGAAAAUUCAUUUAUAUUUGCAAACGGAUCUCUAUUUCGGUGACGUAUUAUAACAUUCUCGCCGUGAAAUCUUUUAGUUUGCUAUGUAUCUAAUAAUUUUCUUUCAAAUUUCUUCUAGUUGAGCAGAGGUCGGCAGUCGACUGCGACGAAAGUGUUAAGCCCAAAA
Molecule: messenger RNA, 1087 nt
Organism: Rhopilema esculentum
Lineage: Eukaryota; Metazoa; Cnidaria; Scyphozoa; Rhizostomeae; Rhizostomatidae
Source: RefSeq, a predicted model, not a curated record